Messenger RNA from Chaetomium globosum CBS 148.51, 1464 nucleotides. RefSeq lists its product as uncharacterized. The coding region runs from base 1 to 1464 and encodes 487 amino acids. The record is from RefSeq and is a predicted model, not a curated record. The transcript has 3 exons. Gene Ontology annotation, molecular function: zinc ion binding; DNA binding. NCBI's taxonomy places the organism in Eukaryota, Fungi, Ascomycota, Sordariomycetes, Sordariales, Chaetomiaceae. Gene Ontology annotation, biological process: DNA-templated transcription.
AUGUCGCUCGCCGAUGUGCACUGCCCCGUGGCCCAAGCUUUCCCGUGCUCGCCUUCUCAUAAGGGUAGCGAUGACGCAUGCCAACCAAGAGUUUCACAUUGUCCGUCGUUCUGCCGUGUUGGACGCCCUGGAGAAGAGCUUUACAGACCCCAAUUGGCGAGAUCCUGUCAUGACUUGCAAGUUGCGGGCACUUUUCGCUAUGGGCGAUCUCUCCUCCUCAGGUCCCUAUAUUCCUUUACCCUCAACCGUAUCCACACAGCGUAUACGCUAGCAGGCACGGCUGUUCGUAUGGCUGUCCUCAUGGGACUGCAUUUGAACAUUCCCGCGACCCAGCUCAGCGACCCAGUUUUCAGAGAACAUCGCAACAGGGUGUGGUGGACAGCGUACAUCAUGGAUCGAAUGUGGGCUUCCAGACUCGGCUGCCCCCCCGCCAUCCAAGAUGAGGACGUCAAGGUCGACUUGCCCUCGAACCCGGCCACCAACGGGCGCUUGACGGAGGACUUUUCCGACUCUGGUUAUUAUGCCGCCCAUGUGAGGUUGGCGAGCAUCGCCACCAGCGUAGUUCAGUCUAUUUAUGGCAAAAGAAACCAAAUAACGGCGUUCUUAAACAAGGUGCAGGAGCGGCUCAAAGAGCUCAAGGUCUGGGUUGAGGAGCUACCGCCUUACUUACACAUGGACACGAGUCUGGUAUCGAACCCCAACUACCACAACUACGACAUCCUGUCGCUCCACUUGACCCUGAACCAGACAAUCAUCCUGGCUACUCGCCCGACUCUCUUGUAUGGCCUACGUCUGCACACUAGCACAUCACCGCCCAAGCCAAUUCCGCACUCGGCCAAGACGCUCAUCGAUGCCUGUAUCCGCUGCGCUCGGCACUCAUACCGCAUUCUCUCCGAGAGUUGGAUCAACGGGGCGUUCCCUGCGCUCUACCACGAUCUCACCCAGUAUCUCUUCUCGUCCCUCAUCGUACUCGCCAUCUCCAGCCUCUUGGAUCAUCACGACGACAGCGCCAAUGCUAGCGACAGGGACGGGUUCGAAGAUGCCGUGCAGUUAUUGUCACGGGUGAGGGAUAGCGGAAACAUUCCCGCGCGGGAGUUCUACCGGCACGCCGAGCUCAUUGUGGCGGCCGUCACGAAGGCCCGGAAGGGAAGGAGCCAUGACUCGUCAGCCGAGGUGGACAUGUGCGCGCAGAUGGCUGCUCGCCCGGCAGGGGGGGGGACAGCGGACGCCCUUGAUACUCCGCUCGGGCUUGGGCCAAUGCAGGUGGGCGACUUGAGCAGGGAGGAACGCGGUGCGGCUGGACUGGGAAUCAUGAUCGAGACGGGCGAGACGGCGCUGGCCGAGCCGUCUCUACAAGAGCUGCUCAUGCAACCGGCGAUGGAGAUGCAGUUCCUAGAGCCGAGCUCGGACUUUUUUGACGGGGGCCACGAACUGUACUGGCCGGAGUUUCCGCUGCAAUUUUAG